UAUGAAUUUAACGCUGGAGGGCAGAGUAUUAUGGCUAUAGACAAUGAUGGCAGUAUCUAUUUGGUCACUAGUUUAGAACCUCACACAGGCUCAUCAUUCACACACUCUUUGAAGGCAUCAAAUGACGAUAAUUUAAUUAAAGAUGUUUCAAUUAAUUUGAUCAUUCCAGCGACAACAACUGUGGUUACAACAACAACUGACCGAAAUAAAGAUUUUUACGAGGAUGAAUGGAGUUACUACUGGUUAUUUCUGGCGCUGUUUGGAUGUCUGCUAAUACUGAUAGCUGUAGUGUUCGUUCUAUUUCGCAUCUGUAGAUUAACACGCAUCGGUCCAUAUUGUUACCACUGCUGCAUGAAAGGGAUAUGUUGUCGACCACCUCCGCCCGGAGUGAGAGGGUUCGGUGAUAAAGGCUACGAUUUGGCUACAUUUGGACAUAGGCACACAUAUGCUGAUGAAGAUGAAGAAAUUGAUGGUUGGCUUCAGACAGGAAAAGAUAAGAAGUCAAAGGCUCCAAAGACAGAUGAACGGUAUGGAACACCAAACAGUGGUUAUGAUUGGUCAACAGAUGUGAGACCGGAACCAGUUUACGAGAUGUUCCGAGUACCGUCAACUAGUACUAUUCCGAAGGCAGCAAACUACCUUGAUCCCCACACAUCAACCAGAAAUAUGCCAAGAAGUCAUUCCUGGAAGACAAAACCAUGAUGAAAAAGUAUCUGACAUUGGUGACAUAGUUGAACAUUAUUACAUGUAUUUAAGACAAUAACUCCUCCAGAUAAUUAAGAAAAUUUAUAUUCUAUAUAUUAUUAAAUUUGCAAAAUAAUGUGUAUGAUAAAUUGGCAUCAUUUAUGUUGAAGAUAAGGUGUGUGUGGGAACAGAAUCUUCAUUUUUACUUUGAUACCUUAAAAUUCCUAUUUAACGCCCCCGGGGGCUAAAUGUUUUCCGGGGGGGGGGGAAUAUUAUUACAACACAGUUUUUCCUAAAUCCAAAAUUCAAUGUACCGGUAAGUACAUUUAGUUUUAGCAAGUGUUGGUAAUAACAUUAAAAAGUGUUAUGGUUUUAAAAUUUAUAUGAUACAUUUUUGUGUUUACUAUAAGAUAAAAUUGGUGCUCAAAGAUUUGAAUAAAAUUAUGGAAUUACUCCAGCAUAUGAGUAGAUUUUUGCCAGAUCAAAAAGCCUAGGGUGGGGGGGGCUUUAUUAGAAAAGGGGCUUGUAAUAGGAAAUUUACGAUAGUUAUGUUCUAAUUGGCAUAUUUGUUGAUUAAAAUAUUAUUUUUUCUCUUAAAGUGUUUAGAAGUAAACUGACAGUAAUGACUAGAAAGUUGAAUCACUUUUGUUGCGCAGCAAUGGUAUAGCUGUUAAAUUAAAAGCCUGACAUCAUCUCCUUUACGUGUGUCUUUUUUCCCAAACAGUCAAAAAUUGCUGUUAUUAUACUUAUUACGCAUAAAAUAAUAUAACUAUUUGUUCAGUUUUUUCAUGUUUAUGCUAUAUUUAUAUCACACAUUGAAGUGAGAAAAUAUCUAUAUUUUCUUUCGUGCUGAAAUAUUGCAAUUUUCUCACUUUGCAAUGUGAUGUAUAGCAUAUUCACUCAUAACAAACAAAUAUCAUUUACCUAUAUACAUGUAUGUACUAGUGUACACACUUUGUUCAUUGUUAUCCUUAUGAUCCAGGAAUACAUGUAGGCAUGUCUUUCGAUGAAGCUAUUUUCAUCUUUGUUGUGAAACCUUCCUUUUUAAAACCUAAACUGUAUGUUUUAAGUUAUGAUUCUGAAAAAAAUGUCAUAUCCAGUUUGAAGUCUGUGAUAUAUAUUUUAUAAUUCGUUUUCAUGAUUAUUCUUUGUUUGAGUUACUUUAUUUGAGUAAUAAAAGUUACUGUUUUUGUCA
Molecule: messenger RNA, 1879 nt
Organism: Ruditapes philippinarum (Manila clam)
Lineage: Eukaryota; Metazoa; Mollusca; Bivalvia; Venerida; Veneridae
Exons: 5
Coding region: 31-702 (223 amino acids)
Source: RefSeq, a predicted model, not a curated record